Colletotrichum abscissum is the source of this 924-nucleotide messenger RNA. RefSeq names its product NmrA-like family protein. The transcript has a single exon. Bases 1 to 924 code for a protein of 307 amino acids. NCBI's taxonomy places the organism in Eukaryota, Fungi, Ascomycota, Sordariomycetes, Glomerellales, Glomerellaceae. The record is from RefSeq and is a predicted model, not a curated record.
AUGACUACCUAUCUCAUCACCCAAGCAACUGGCCAGCAGAGCCGCUCGGUCAUCUCCCAUCUUCUCCAAGCGGGUGCCAAGAUCCACGCAAUGGUUCGCGACCUUCAGAAAGUCCACCCCAGCCUUCAACAUCCCAGCAUCACCCUCUUCCAAGGAGAAAGCAAGAACUUGGAAGAUGUUCUUCAGGCGGCCCAAGGCUGCAAAGGAGCUUUCCUCAACACGGUCCCAUACCCGGGUCUGGAGGCCUUGCAGGCUAAGACCAUCGUCGAAGCAUGCCAGAAAGCCGGCAUCGAAACUGUGGUCGCAGCUACGACCCACGGCACAGGGAACAGAGCCUUCUGGGAUGAUGAUAUCAUCAAGGAGCUCCAGCUACACCAGUACUUCUCCUCCAAGGCAGAAGUCGAGGAAAUCGUGCGGGCCGGAGGAUUCACGUCGUAUACCAUUCUCCGUCCAGCUGUCCUCCAUUUCGACUUCUUUAUGCCGGGUGCUUACGGCAACUUUCCUCGGCUCCCUACUCAUGGAGAAAUUGACGACGUUCUUCUCAACGGUGCUCGUGUGCCUUACACGGACGCCAACGACGUUGGAAAGUACGCCGCAGCAGCCCUGCAGGACCCGACCAAGUUCAAUGGCCAAGAGAUCAAUAUGGGAAAUGAACUUCUCACCAUGGAGGAAGUGCGUGACAUUCUCGUCAAAGUCAGCGGCAGAAAGGUGGGAGUGACCAAGCGAACUCCCGAGGAGCUGGAAAAGCUGGGGAUCAGCGUGUUUGGCCAGAAGUUCCAUCAAAUGUCUAAUGUGAAGGAUCUCGGCUGGGGUAUUGAGUCUUCAAAGGAUGUCGGGGAAAUGUUCGGCAUGCCUCUGGGUUCAAUUGAAGAGGCAUUGCAGAGGGACAAGGCUCUGCUCCUGGAGUGCUUGCCUGAAAACUAG